GUAAGUGUCCAACUUUGUACUGCAUUCUAAUUCUGCCUGUAGUUGGGAGAAAAUGGAGUCUCUUCUCAGGAUAUUUACCCGGGCCUACCGUUGAGAAAGUUCGAUACAUUAUCGUAUGGAUUGUGCAACAAAGGAUUGGAUAUACAGUUUUCCCGAAAAGCGUAUUUGGUUGGAUUCUUUCUCGGAUUAAAGCCGAAUGAUACUUUUAUCACAUGGCGCAGAUGGGAGCCAGAACGGUUUGGGGCAAGGGUACCCUUGUCACCCCUUACAUGACUUGGAAUAAGGAGGAGAGUGACCCCUAAAACACAAACACCAUGGCACGCCAGUGGGAUUUCUAUCAGUAGGAGCCAGCCACACAGAGACAAACAAAAACAGUAAUACAGAGCGAGAAAGACAAAUCUCAAUCUCACAUAUUUUUGCAGAGCUUAGGAGUGUGUGUGUGUGUGUGUCAGUUUUUGGGUGAGAAUUUGAGUGUGUGUUCCUUAGACUUAAACAGGAGUGUCAUGAGGCCCAAGACGUUCCCCGCUGCUCCGUACAUGGGCAACACGCGCCAGCGCCUCCAGGAGAUCAAGGAGGGGCUAAAGCAGCCGGCCAAGCUGAUGAGCCAGGCCCUCCACGGGGGCAGCUCCCGGGGCGAGGGGGGCCGCGGGGCCGAAAGCAAGAGCAAAGACCCCGGCAGUCGCCAGCAGCAGCACCGGCCCCCUCAGAAGUUCAACAAUUACCAGAAUGCUCUGAGGGAGAUCCGCAAGUCCCUCAGGCCGUUUGAAUACAAGUCUGGACCCUCUUCUGGCUCUGCCCACCCCGCUGGAGACGUCAACCGACAGAUGCUGCAGGAGCUGGUCAAUACUGGCUGUGACCAGGAAAUGGCGGUGCGGGCUCUGAAGCAGACGGGCAGCAGAAACAUCGAGGCUGCUCUGGAGUACAUCAGUAAGAUGGGAUACCUGGACCCACGCAAUGAACUCAUCGUCCGGAUUAUCAAGCAGACCUCGCCAGGCAAAGGGGGCAUGCCAAACUCAAUUGACCACAGACCACCAUUGGAGGGAACAAGUGAGGGUGCCAUGCCUCCCUACCACCAGAUGGGGGCAUCGAUGUAUGAGGGUGCUGGCUAUGGGCCAGAGGGGCCCUACAUGGGUGCCCCUCCUGUUAUGAACUACAUGAUCCCCCCCUCGGGCACAGCACAGGGCCCUGCCAUGGUUAACCCCAUGGGACGCCCGCCCAGUAUUGGAGCCUACCCUCCAUCCAUGGUCGCCCAGAACAAUCCAGGGAACCCCAUGUACCCCCCAGGUGCCCCGCAAAAGGCCUACCCAGGCAGCAUGGAGCAGGCCAUGAUUGGCUACAGCGUCCCUGGCCAGCCCCUGCAGCCCCAGGCACCAGGAGGCCCCAUCCCCGUACCCCACUACGACUACGGCCACGGCCGGCCUCACAUGAUGGAGCCCUCGGGCUACGGCAUCAAGAGGAGCGCAUCCUUCCAGAACAAGAUGCCACCGCUGGCGCCGGACAACUACGUCAACAUGCAGGUUAAAGGGGCCAUGGGCCAGAACGGGGGAGGGUACCCCCCUAACCUGUACCUACCGCCCCACUCACACCCCCGGCAGUCCAGCCCCACCUCACACCAGGUCCACAUGAUGUCCCGCUCGCCCGGUGGAGCUGCCGCCGCCAUGGGGCCAGAUUUCUCUGACCUCCCCCAGGGCCUGCUCACGCCCUCCAGAGCCAGUCUCAACCUGGACCUGUAUGAGCAGCACCAACACCACUGGGCCGGGCCCCAGGGGCCUGAGGGGGCCCCUCCAGCCAGGCAACCCCAGCCUCAGGGGCCCUUCCGGGGAGAGGUGCGAGUCCCCAGCAGGACCAACUCCUUUAACAACCGAUCAGCGCCCCCCAACAACGUCCGGCCCACUUUGGUACCUCCAGCUCCCGGCAAGCAGGACCCGUCCCUGGGUCCACCCAACACCAUCACGGCGGUGACGUCGCCCCCCAUCCAGCAGCCGGUGAAGAGCAUCCGGGUGAUGAGGCCAGAACCGAAGACCGCUGUGGGGCCAUGUCACCCUGGCUGGUUGGCUGCUCAGGAAGCAUCUGAGCCCCUCACCUACAUGCCUGAAGAGGCCUACGCUCUGGAGCCUGCCCAGGAGCCCCGCUGUCCACCACCUCCCUACCCCAAAACCCUGCUCAUAUCUGGGGCUUCUUCAGAGGCAGGGCCCCUGGAGGCCUCAGACCUCAACACCCCUGCUAGGCCACACGGUAGCAGUGGAGGAGGAGGGGGAAAGGCAGAAGAGAGCCAGGUGAAAGAGAAGACCAAGUCUGGAAAAGGAGAGAAGGCAGUGAAGGACAAGAAGCAGAUCCAGACAUCGCCGGUGCCGGUGAGGAAGAACGGGCGUGAUCAGGAGAAGAGGGAAUCGCGCAUUAAAAGCUACUCACCCUUCGCCUUCAAGUUCUACAUGGAGCAGCAUGUGGAGAAUGUGAUGAAGACCCACCAGGAAAAACUGAACCGCAGGCUCCAGCUGGAGCAGGAGAUGUCCAAGGCUGGCCUAUCAGAGGCCGAGCAGGAGCAGAUGAGGAAGAUGCUGAACCAGAAGGAGUCCAACUACAACCGUCUGCGCCGUGCCAAAAUGGACAAGGCCAUGUUUGUCAAGAUCAAGACACUGGGCAUCGGGGCCUUCGGCGAGGUGUGCCUGACACGCAAGGUGGACACGGGAGCCCUGUACGCCAUGAAGACGCUGCGCAAGAAGGACGUGCUCAACCGCAACCAGGUGGCCCAUGUCAAGGCUGAGCGUGACAUCCUGGCGGAGGCAGACAACGAGUGGGUGGUGCGUCUGUACUACUCGUUCCAGGACCGUGACAGCCUCUACUUCGUCAUGGACUACAUCCCCGGAGGAGACAUGAUGAGCCUGCUGAUCCGCAUGGGCGUCUUCCCCGAGCCGCUGGCAUGCUUCUACGUGGCUGAGCUGACCCUGGCCAUCGAGAGUGUCCACAAGAUGGGCUUCAUCCACCGCGACAUCAAGCCGGACAACAUCCUCAUCGACCUGGACGGACACAUCAAGUUGACCGACUUUGGCCUCUGCACUGGCUUCCGCUGGACGCACAACUCCAAGUACUAUCAGAAAGGGAGCCACAUCAGGCAGGACAGCAUGGAGCCCAGUGACUUCUGGGACGACGUGUCCAACUGUCGUUGUGGCGACCGGCUGCAGACCCUGGAGCAGCGGGCAACACGGCAACACCAGCGCUGCCUGGCACACUCCCUGGUGGGCACUCCCAACUACAUCGCCCCUGAGGUGCUGCUGCGCAAAGGGUACACCCAGCUGUGUGACUGGUGGAGUGUGGGAGUGAUCCUCUUUGAGAUGCUGGUGGGACAUCCACCCUUCCUGGCCCCGACACCCACCGAGACACAGAUAAAGGUGAUAAACUGGGAGAGCACACUACAGGUGCCCCCGCAGGUUAAGCUCAGCCCAGAGGCUGUCGACAUCAUCGGCCGUCUCUGCUGCUCCCCUGAGGAGCGUCUUGGGAGCAAUGGCGCCGGCGAGAUCAAGACUCACCCCUUCUUCGACCAGAUGGACUUCUCCAGCAACCUGCGCACCCAGCCCGCCCCCUACCGGCCCAAGAUAGCCCACCCCAUGGACACAUCCAACUUCGACCCGGUGGAGGAGGAGGGGGGUCCCGGGGCGUGGAGUGACAGCGGGGACAGCACACGGGCCUGGGAGACCCUCUGCACACCACACGGGAAACACCCGGAGCACGCUUUCUACGAGUUCACCUUUCGCAGGUUUUUUGACGACAACGGCUGCCCCUUCCGCUACCCCAAGCCCCCUGAGAUCAGCCACAGCCAGGGGCCUCCCAGCAGUAGCAGAGCCAGCAGCAUGGGCCCUGAGGAGGAAGAGGAAGAGGAGGAGGAAGAGCAGGGGGAGCCUGUGUAUGUGUAGAAGAGCCCAGACUGUUGGCUUUCUGAACUAUGACCCCCCUUCUCUCUCUCUCCAACAAUCAACACUUAGCACCUGGGGCCCUGGCUGCCAACUUUGUAUCUACCGCUGUUCUUCUCAGAGGGUGUGUGCGUGUGCGUGCGUGCGUCUAUAUUUGUGUGUGUUUGAGAGACUGAACAGGAUGACCUGACAUCUGUUUAACAAUUCAGACACUACUGUGUGGAAUCUCCAGCGUGAGCAAAGACUACAAUAAGAAUCCCUGAUCUGGGACCAAGAACAACUAACUGUACAAGGGCUAGGGAUUGGAUAAUGAAGCCAGAGGACUGUUCUGAAAGCAAAUGAAUCAGAACAGGAACAGAUCUUCUAUGGAAAUGAAAGUAUCCGCUGCGCUGUGGAAGUUUACAAAAGUGUUCAGAUAAGAGUUUGACACUAGGACCGUUACUAUGGGUGGUCCUUGUGCUCUAUCCCAUUCCUUCGCCUUGGGUCUUAGAGAUCUCUUCUUCCAGGUUAACCUUACCCCAGGAAGUUAACACAAACACUUCCUGGACGUCAGGUUGGUCUGGACUGAAUUAGCUGGUGGUAGUGGGGAAGAAUGCAACACUUCUUACACAGCUGUGACAAAAUAAGUUACCAAAAUACAAAUUCACAUGCGCACAUGAACACUUUAAAGGAUGGUUGAACUACACAAUUUAGCAGGAAGCAAUGGGGUUGUCCUCUGCAGCUAACCCAUCUAAAGCCUUGAGCAUACCGAUUGUGUAAAACUGUAUGCGUUCCGACAGAAGUCCAUUAAUUUCAGUGGAAGGCAAUUCUCACCUCUGGGACUCAUCUGCCAGACUCGGUUGCGAUGCUUGUCGCUGCGUGUAGUGUGUUGCAUGCAUGUGUUGGAUUUUUCCAACUUGUGCUGUUGCUUUGUCAUGCGGUAUUAGGAACAGAAGUAGAUAAUCAACCGAAGAAGUUGCUAAUAUGUAGCUAAUGUGUAGCCUGAUUAUUUUUAUUAUGAUGCGGUGCAUGGAUUGCGAAGACUAUGUCAAAUUUACCGUACGGCAAUGUAAUAAUGCAACCUGUGUGCACACGGCGUAAGUCGCGGCAUUUUUCAAAGUUAGAGUCUGACAUGUAAGUCUAGGCAUUCCCCAGCUGUGACUCCUACCUUUAGCUUCACACUAACUUUUUUUCCAAAUAGGAGAUGUGGGAUAAAGCUCACUUGUGUUGUUCCCACUCACCCCUAAAUAUCUUCAGGAUUCUGUUUUGAGUAUCAGACCUAGGGGAAUGGUUGUGACGGGUAAGUACUCGUAGCAGCAACAACAAAUUCCUUUGUUUUAUUGAGCUCAUUUUGCAGAGUUCUGAGGAAGGUGGACUGCAAGUGUGUAAUCAUUGCUUUGUUACAGAUAUGGAUCUCAUGAUUACAUACAUAUUUGCUAAGCAGUCACGGCUAUCCAUAUUUCCACACAACACAUACAUUACACCUGCUCUAAGACUGUCAUGAACAGUGACAUUACUGGCGCCAAGAGCAGUGCAUUUUAGCCUCCUUGACAAAAGCCCUACCUGCUAAUCCACCACUUACAAACACACGCUCAGUAUUAUACAGUUAACACAUUGGAGUGUCCACACAGUCUCCUCAGUCCAUAUGGAGACAGAUGUGAAAACUCAAUGUCAGAAACACAUGUAAUAGUAUGACUAUGUGCAAUACAGAAAAUACGAUAUAUAGUUUUCUAAACACUUACAAAUACCAUUUUGACCUUGUAAUACUGAAACACGCUAUGUACAAAUAUACAUUAUAUUGGUUUAUAUAUUUUCCUUAUAGUUACAUGACCCAAUGCUGCUUAUUAUUGUGAUUUAAUAUUAUUAUUAUUUACAUUAUUUCAUUUAUACGUACUUCCUUCCUUUUAUGCAAGUGUGGGUUUGAUUGCCAGUGUGUUUGGUUUGGAAAGUGACGAACUGUGUGCCUUCUAGAGGAAUGUUGGUACAUAUCUAUCCACUGCAAGAUAAUGAUGAUGAUGAUGAUGAUGAUGAUGAUGAUGAUCAGUGUUUGUGCAGAAUAAUGACAGCAGCUUUCCUACUCUGCUACCAGGCUGGCCCUGUGUGUAGGAGAGUAGGGCGGAAGAGACAGACAUAGUGAUAGAGAAAGAAAGAUAAGUUUCAGAGACAAAACAAAAGCAAGGCAGGAUUGGCUAUAAAAUGAAAAAUAUAUGAAUGAAUAGCUUUCUCUAUGUUACAAGAACAGGUGGCAAAUGACCAAAACGUACACUAUCAGUCAAAAUUUUGGACACACCUACUCAUUCAAGGGUUUUUCUUUAUUUGACUAUUUUCUAUAUUGUAGAAUAAUAGUGAAGAUAUCAAAACUAUUAAAUAACUACUUUGAAGAACCAUCUAGUAACCAAAAAAGUGUUAAAAAAAUCCAAAUAUAUUUCAGAUUUUCAAAGUAGCCACCUUUUGCCUUGAUGACAGCUUUGCACAUGCUUGGCAUUCUCUCAACCAGCUUUACCUGGAAUGCUUUUCCAACAGUCAUGAAUGAGUGCCCUCAUAUGCUGAGCACUUGUUGGCUGCUUAUCCUUCACUCUGCGGUCCAACUCAUCUCAAACCAUCUCAAUUGGGUUGAGGUCGGGGGAUUGUGGAGGCCAGGUCAUGUGAUGCAGCACUCCAUCACUCUCCUUAUUGGUCAAAUAGCCCUUACACAGCCUGGAGGUGUGUCCCACUAAGCGCAAACCAGAUGGGAUGGCGUAUCACUGCAGAAUGUUUAAGUGAAUUCUAAAAACAUCACUGACAGUGUCAACAGCAAGCACCAUCACACCUCCUCCUCCAUGUUUCAGGGUGGGAACCACAUAUUCGGAGAUCAUCCGUUCAUCUACUCUGUAUCUCACAAAGACAUUGCGGUUAGAACCAAAAAUCUCAAAUUUGGACUCAUCAGACCAAAGGACAGAUUUCCACCGGUCUAAUGUCCAUUGCUCGUGUUUCUUGGCCUAAGCAAGUCUCUUCUUAUUAUUUGUGUCCUUUAGUAGUGGUUUCUUUGCAGUAAUUCGACCAUGCCUAGUUAAAUAAAGGUUAAGUAAAAUUAAAUGAAUGAAGGCCUGAUUCACGAAGUCUCCGCUGAACAGUUGAUGUGUCUGUUACUUGAACUCGGUGAAGAAUUUAUUUGGGCUGCAAUUUCUGAGGAUGUUAACUUAAAUUAACUCAUCCUCUGCAGCAGAGAUAACUGGGUCUUCCUUUCCUGUUGCGGUCCUCUUGAGAGCCAGUUUCAUCAUAGCGCUUAAUGGUUUUUGCGACUGCACUUGAAGAAACUUUCAAAGUUCUUGAAAUGUUCCGUAUUGACUGACCUUCGUGUCUUAAAGUAAUAAUGGGCUGUCAUUUUACUUUGCUUGUUUGAGCUGUUCUUGCCGUAAUAUGAACUUGGUCUUUUACCAAAUAGGGCUAUCUUCUGUAUACCACCCCUACCUUGUCACAACCUAACUGAUUGGCUCAAAUGCAUUAAGAAGGAAAGCAAUUCCACAAAUGAACUUUUAACAAGGCACACCUGUUAAUUGAAGUGCAUUCCAGGUGACUACCUCAUGAAGCUGGUUGAGAGAAUGCCAAGAGUGUGCAAAGCUGUCAUCAAGGCAAGGGUGGCUACUUUGAAGAAUCUCAAAUAUAAAAUAUAUUUACAUUUGUUUAACACUUUUUUUGGUUACUACAUGAUUCCAUAUGUGUCAUUUCAUAGUUUUGAUGUCUGCACUAUCAUUAUAAAUGUAGAAAAUAGUACAAAUAAAGAAAAACCCUUGAUUGAAAGGUGUGUCCAAACUUUUGACUGGUACUGUAUGUAUUAUUGGUACAUUUUAAUGCCUCCUAAUGACCACGUGUUCAUUUGACCAUUUGAUAUUAUGCUUGUGUUACUUAAUUGUGUUGUGUUAUGCAGUGGAGCACUGCUCAAUGCAGGAAAUGCUUUAUUUUCUCCAAUAUCUCUAAACUAUAUGCUUUUUGACAAUCAGCUAUUGAUGCAGUCUUGUGUGUCCAACUGAAUAACUGUACAACAGUAUUCCAUAUUUGAUUGUUGUACUGACUAGGAAGGAUUAGGAAGUUGCAAGUUCUGCCUCAUGUCAAUACAUGGAGUGCACUCAUAUCUCAGAUCAAAUUUGUGACAAAAUGUAAGUGAGGGGAAUAUUUUAAACAAUUACAAUUGUUGUUUAAAUGUAUCAAUAGUUUUUUUGCUCACCUGCAUGACAAAAUUAAUUGAAAUUGACAUUUUUAGAACGUGCCUCAUGUCUUUAGGAUUGGGCUGCAAAUUCCCUUCAUUUGAUCAUCGUUGUCAGCGCAAGUAGGAUUGCCAAUCCACGUUCACCGGGAUGGACUACUCAGUGAAAUAGCUUUAUAGAGACUGUGCUCACCAAGUCAGUUUUCUAGUGUUUGUGAGUGUUUGUGUGUGAGGUGUGCCCUGGAUGACGUGUGUUUUCCCUGUAUCUAAGUUUUGAAAGUGAUGACUGACAAUCUUUGACUGAUUUGAGAUCUAAUGUGGUGACUCAUGAUGUAACUUACUUGUACCUUUUUGUAUUUUUACCCUUCGGAGUUUCUCAUGUCUUCGAUCCUCCUUAAUGUAUAAUACAAUUCUGUUACUCUUGAAUAUAUAUAUUUAUACAGAUAUACAUACUUUAAAAAAUCUUUAUUCUUCCUCUGAGCUAAUGUUCAAACAUCCUUGUCUGCAGUAUUAUAGACAGUAUAAUUUGGACAACAUAUAUAUCUCCUUUUUUACAUAUGUAUGAAUUGAGAAUUUGUAAAAAUGCUUUCACUGUCCUCACGUGUAAAAUAUAUGUAUAAAUUAAAUUAACCAGUUUCUA
Messenger RNA from Oncorhynchus keta (chum salmon), 8710 nucleotides. Its product is annotated as serine/threonine-protein kinase LATS2-like. Gene Ontology annotation, molecular function: protein binding; protein serine/threonine kinase activity; ATP binding. Gene Ontology annotation, cellular component: spindle pole; nucleus. Gene Ontology annotation, biological process: positive regulation of apoptotic process; G1/S transition of mitotic cell cycle; peptidyl-serine phosphorylation. The record is from RefSeq and is a predicted model, not a curated record. The transcript has 9 exons. Lineage: Eukaryota; Metazoa; Chordata; Actinopteri; Salmoniformes; Salmonidae. The coding region runs from base 504 to 3911 and encodes 1135 amino acids.